UAUAAUAUAAUAUGUUCUAGGUGUACGAGUAAUAUAUUCAAAAAGUUAUAAUGUUUUUACGACAAAAUAUUGGACUGUAACGAGUUCUAUAUCAGUAUACGAUUAUUGAUAUAGAUUAGGAGCUGAACUAUUGUGUUUACAUUGAUUCUCGAUCGAAGUUUUGAAUUAGAAGUUCGUGAAUUCAAGUUGAUUAAUAAGUCGAAUUAAAAACAUUUUUUUUUUAUUUAUUUAAAUAUAUUUUCUCAAGGAGUAUUGUUUUAUUUUUAAUUAACAUCUCAAUUGAAAUUUUCUGCAAUUUGAAACAUGGAGGUUAAUGUUGAUGAUGUCGUUAUGCCAGGAGAUAUUGUAAAAGAUAUUCUUAAAAAUGAUACAAAAGAAACAGUUGUCUUGGGACCUGGACUUCGACGUGAAGCUGACACUGUUUUUGUUUGUAAAGCUGGUAUUCUCCAAAAACGACCUCCUGCUGUGUAUUAUGUAAACAGUUAUCAAAAACGUUAUGUACCUAUUCGAGGAGAAAAUGUUAUUGGUAUUAUCAUCCAAAAAGUCGGAGAUUUAUAUAGAGUAGAUAUAGGUGCAAAAGAGAGUGCGGCCCUUUCCUACUUGGCAUUCGAAGGCGCUACGAAGAAAAAUCGUCCGGACAUUCAAGUUGGAGAUAUUGUGUUUGCAAAAUUACUUGUAGCCAUUAAAGAUAUGGAACCAGAACUUGUAUGCGUCGAUUCUCAAGGAAAACAAAAAAAGUUAGGCAUUUUAAGUUCCGACGGUAUGCUAUUUACCUGCACCUUAAAUCUUGCAAGGAAAUUGCUUAAUCCAAAUUGCCCAUUAUUUAAUUUUCUUGCGAAAAAUCAAGCAUACGAAGUUGCCAUUGGUAUGAAUGGAAAGGUAUGGGUUAAAACAACGUCGGUACAUAAAACUAUCGCAAUUGCUAAUGCAAUUUUAGCAGCAGAAUUUAUAUCUCCUGAAAAAAUGCAAGAACUGUGUAAUUCAAUUGAAAAAACAUUACUUAUGUUAACAUAAAAAAUAAAACAAAUACGAUUAAUAAAUACAAUCGAAAUACACAAUAA
Molecule: messenger RNA, 1061 nt
Organism: Vespula pensylvanica (western yellowjacket)
Lineage: Eukaryota; Metazoa; Arthropoda; Insecta; Hymenoptera; Vespidae
Gene: Rrp40
Product: exosome complex component RRP40
Exons: 2
Coding region: 304-1014 (236 amino acids)
Biological process (GO): U4 snRNA 3'-end processing; nuclear polyadenylation-dependent rRNA catabolic process; CUT catabolic process
Cellular component (GO): nuclear exosome (RNase complex); cytoplasmic exosome (RNase complex)
Molecular function (GO): RNA binding
Source: RefSeq, a predicted model, not a curated record